CUGCUCCGCGCUCAUGGGUGGAGCUUCAGUCAGGAAAUAGAAACAAGAAGAAGAAGAGCUGUGAAGCAAACUGUCCCCGCGUUACUCGCUGCUCUUACUCCGGAUGCUCCUCCACGUGAACUUUAUCACCAUGAACUUGCACAGAAAAGACACAGAGGAUUUGAGCCUGGACGUCUGCGAGUGGCUGGAGUGCGUGCGUUAGAGACCAGCUGAAGAUGCAGGGGGCCAUAGCGCGAGUGUGCAUGGUGGUGGCCGCCGCCAUUCUAAACCACCCCUCGCUCUUUCCUCGAGAGAACACCACACUCCCGGACCAGGACAAGGAGCUGAUGGCUCGCAUGCGGGAGCACGAGGAGCGGCUGGAGAUGGAGCAGGCCAAGCUGGAGAAAGAGCUCUCACAGCUAGAGUCCAAGCAGGAGGAAACCGGCUCGGAGGGCGGUUUCAGUUGGUACUUUUGGAGCGUUUUGUCUUUUGUGAUAUUCUUCACCAUCGAGAUGUGCAGGGUGGAUCUCGCCGACGCAGAAAUCCGACCGGUGGAGGAGGAAGAAGUGUUUCCUGAGAGUGGAUCCAUCACCCCCAGGAUGAUGGUGCUGGACAAGGAUAUCCUGAGCAACUUCUGUGACAAAUGCAACUACACUUCAGCCCACGAAAACUGGAGGGUGAGGGAGUUUGUGGAGGGAUUUGCUGAUGACUUGCUGGAGUCGCUCAGGAGCGUGUGCGACAGGGAGGCAGACAUGGAGGUCGGAGACUUCAUCGGAGUCGGAAGCAUGUUUGAGUCCUGGAAAGUCUGCAAGCCUCUGACCUGUGACCUCAUAGUGCCUUUCUCGCCUCCGGACCCGCACUCCUUCCAGUACCAUCUGUGGUGCAGCCCCUCCAGUGACGUGCCCCCAGACAUGCUGGGCUGCGGCAAGAUAAAGGUGGCCAAGUUUUGGGAGAGCGAGGAGGGCUGCCUCUGCGGCUCCGCUAACCUGGGAGAGGACAUGCUGUGUCUGUUGCAUGGCAGGAAUGAGGUACACAAAGCAGGCCACAGUCCAGAUGAACUGCUGUGCUCCAGAAACACACAUUUCUUAGCCAAGGAUCAGGUCAUGAGGUGGUUUCAGAUCUCUGUGACCAAAGCGUGGGGCCGCCUCUCCCACAAAUACGACUUCGAAGUGACUUUUCGCAGCCUGGAUGCCGCCGGCGCUCUGAAGAUCCGGUUCCGCUCGGGGAAAGUCAUCGUACUGAACAUCAUUCCGGUGGUUCAACUCCACGACACAGAUGCUUAUUUUGUCUCCCACUUUCCAUCAGAUUGUGACAGCUGCCCAGACCCGUACUGGCCCCUCUCUUUGGCCGUCUACGAGAGGGAUUUGCUGAAACAUUUUGCUAAACGCCUCCCACAGAAUUCCUGUCAUUUACACUGCCUGCAGAUUGUUACAUUCCUUCACAGAAAGCAGUCAGGGCUCACGGGAAAGACUGGCCUGACUAACUACCACUUUAAGACAGCCGUGUUGCACUUGUUGCUGAGUAAAAAGGCCUCCGCGUGGGGCAUCGAGAGCUUGCAGCUCAGGCUUCAGGAUGUGCUCAGCCUCAUGCAGAGGAGCCUGCAGGAGAAGAGGCUCAACCACGUCCUGAUCGGGAACAGCAAAGUCCCGGUGGACAUCCACGUUCCCGCGAUGUUUCGCAAGGCGGAGCCCGUCAAUCUGUUCAGGUCUCUGGUGCUGCAGAGGGAGCUGUACGCGGCGACACUCAGGCACUUUCAGGAGAUGCUAAGGAACGCAUCUGUGCUCAUACAAGAGUACACGCCUUACUUAUCGAAUGGAGGUUUACAUCACAGCCUAGAUCAAAGUUUAUGAAGUAGUAUGUGAAGUUUAAGCAGUGGCCUUAUUUCAUCACGUACCAUCCAGUUACUAAAAGUCAUGUCAGAAUAUGGCUGAUAUGUAGACAUGCAGCUGCUGUCUUUGCUCCUGACAAACUAACCAGCGUGUUGAGAGUGUGGCCACCAGCAUUUCAGCGGUUUGUUCUUUCAUUUUCGUCAUCUAGUACUAAAAUAGUGUUGGCGUUUGUUAGUAUGUAAACCAGGAAGAGAUGUCACUCUUCUCUAAAAAGAAGCAGCAUCAAUAUCAUAUCAUUUUAGUAAGGAUUUUUAACAGAAAUACCUCUCACACUGUGCCGUUCUAAACAGGAAUCAUUUACCUAGUGGUAUUGCAGGGUUAUAAUUAUUAUUAUUAUUUUUAUAUACACUUAUACUUUUCUAAAUCUGAUGGCAGCUAUCAAGAGUUGUAAUGUUCAACACAACCUCAUUUUUAUUGGUUACUGGAGCUUUUCUUUUGCAGAUUUCUUUUCUGAUAUUUCCUACUUUGUUGAUGUAGUUAACAGUUUGUUAAAUGGGACCGCCCUGCGAGGCCUGGAGGGAAAACACAAUGUCAGUGUUUUUAUUACUUCGUGUUGUGUGUGACACAAUCAGAAAGUUCAGAGUCAUCAGUAUCUUUUUAUUUAAAAAAAGGCGGCGUAUUGAAGCACACCAAAUCAGUAAAAAUCAAACAAGCUUAAACUGGACAGCCUUAAGAUUUUAUCUUGUGCAGUACAAUCACAAAUGAGAGUUUACGAAGU
Mugil cephalus (flathead mullet) is the source of this 2586-nucleotide messenger RNA. Its product is annotated as inositol 1,4,5-trisphosphate receptor interacting protein. The transcript is spliced from 2 exons. Gene Ontology annotation, cellular component: membrane. The record is from RefSeq and is a predicted model, not a curated record. Bases 216 to 1829 code for a protein of 537 amino acids. NCBI's taxonomy places the organism in Eukaryota, Metazoa, Chordata, Actinopteri, Mugiliformes, Mugilidae.